Messenger RNA from Cicer arietinum (chickpea), 1969 nucleotides. Its product is annotated as riboflavin biosynthesis protein PYRR, chloroplastic. Gene Ontology annotation, molecular function: diaminohydroxyphosphoribosylaminopyrimidine deaminase activity; NADP binding; 5-amino-6-(5-phosphoribosylamino)uracil reductase activity. The record is from RefSeq and is a predicted model, not a curated record. Lineage: Eukaryota; Viridiplantae; Streptophyta; Magnoliopsida; Fabales; Fabaceae. Gene Ontology annotation, biological process: riboflavin biosynthetic process.
CUCUCUCACAACACACGAGAGUUGUGGUGUUGUUGAUUAUGCAAUCGCGAUGCUGAGUCUCACUCCAAUCGCCAACACUUUCUCAAUCUCAUCCUUAAUCUGCAAAUGCAAAUCAUCCAAUGACACUCAUCCUCACGCGCUCGACGCUGGCUACAUUCGACGCGCCGCCCACAUCGCCGACAAAUCCGCCGGCUUCACUUCUCCACAUCCCAACUUCGGCUGCGUCAUCGCCACUCCCACCGGCGACAUCGCCGGCGAAGGCUACCUCUACGCUCAAGGUACCAUUCCCGCCGAAGUUCAGGCCGUGACCUCCGCCGGCGAGCGCUGCCGUGGCUCCACCGCUUACUUAAACAUGGAACCCGGUGACUGUGAUGGUGACAGUUCUGCUUUGUCUGCACUUCUUCAGGGUGGGGUCAAAAGGGUUGUUAUUGGAAUGAGACACCCUUUGCAACAUUUUAGAGGCAACGCUGUGCGUGAACUCAGAAGUCAAGGAUUGCAAGUUGAUCUUCUUGGAGAGGAUCUUACUAGUAAGGUUAUAGAGGAUGCACAGAAAGAAUGUCUUCUUGUUAAUGCCCCUUUGAUUUGUAGAGCUGCUUCACGUGUUCCCUUUUCUGUUCUCAAGUAUGCUAUGACCCUUGAUGGAAAAAUUGCUGCUAGCACCGGUCAUGCAUGGUGGAUAAGCAGCAAGCUAUCAAGAAAUCUAGUUUUUGAGCUGCGAGGUAGAAGCGAUGCAAUAAUUGUUGGAGGAAAUACAGUUCGAAGGGACAAUCCGAGACUGACGGCCAGACAUGGAGGCGGGCAUAUGCCGAUCCGUAUUGUAAUGUCUCAGUCCCUCGAUCUUCCUGAGGAAGCAAACCUAUGGGACAUGUCUGAGGUGUCUACCAUAGUUGUAACACAGAGGGGUGCAAGGAAGAGUUUCCAGAAGCUGCUUGCAUCUAAAGGAGUUGAAGUUGUGGAGUUUGACAUAUUAAAUCCCCGUGAUCUUAUGGAGUAUUUUCAUGACCGGGGGUAUCUUUCAGUUUUUUGGGAAUGCGGAGGAACAUUGGCUGCAUCUGCUAUUUCAUCUGGAGUAAUUCACAAGGUUUAUGCAUUUGUUGCUCCUAAAAUUAUUGGUGGAAAGAAUGCACCAUCUCCUGUUGGUGAUCUUGGGAUGGUUGAGAUGUCACAAGCUUUAAAUCUAAUUGAUGUUUGCUAUAAGCAGAUUGGGCCGGAUAUGCUUGUUAGCGGAUUUCUUCAACCCUUACCGGACAUGGCACCUACAAUUCCAUCACCCGAGGAAACUUUUGUUGUUGACCCUACUGUCUCGCCGUACGAGUCCAGCAUCAUAUUUUUCUAUAAAACAUGGGAUCCUUAUGGUGCACUGUCAAAUUUCUCUCCUCAUCCCAUUCAAAUGCCUGAUGAAAAUGGCGAUAAUGUGACUUGGUUGAGUAUCGAGCAUUACUACCAGGCACACAAGUUUGUUGGAGUGGAAGAUACUUUUGCGCAGGAUUGUAUGGAAAGGAUCAAAUCUGCAAAAAGUCCAGAAGAAGCUGCGAGAAUAGGAAGGUCAAUGCAAAAGCAGCGUCCUGAUCUGAUAAGGCCUGACUGGGAUAACAUGAAGAUCGACGUCAUGUACAGGGCACUGAAAUGCAAGUUUUCGACAUAUCCGCAUUUGAGUUCUAUGCUUCUUUCAACUGCUGGUUCUGUUCUAGUCGAGGCUUCUCCGCACGAUCUCUUUUGGGGCGGCGGUCGAGAUGGAGAAGGCUUGAAUUAUCUUGGCCGACUUUUGAUGAAGUUGAGAUCAGUGUUUCUUGAGGAAUCAUCAUCAUCAAGUGAGUCCCCUAGUUUAGCUGUGUAGUAUUUUUAAAGUGAGAAAAGAAACAAUAUUUUUGUUUUAGAAUUACCAAAGUUACUUGUUGUACAACAUAUGAUAUACUAAAAACACAGUAAAUUGUUAACGAAUCAAAAUUUUGAAAGUAUUUAUUGCAAA